AUGGAUGAAGGCCCUUUUACUACCUCUUCUCUAAUCUGUCUUUUAAGGAAGGCCUUCUGCUGCCCUUUAGAAUUCCUUGUGUGCUUGUUUCUCGAGAGGCGAAUGCGUGCAACCUUCGCUGAGUUGCCUUCGUUAUCUCCUGCGCUCUGCUCCUCCUUCUCCUCCUCAGGAUUGCUUUCUUGUGGUUCUUGCCGCCGUUACAAGAGCUGUUCCCUCAUUCCCCGCCCCUGCUCAGAAGACACGGUCGUGGGUGACCAGAUGAAAAAGGAGGACAGAAAUCUCGACUAUUUUGAAGAGGCGAUUUCAUCAGCUGUUUACCCGUUACGGGAGUCCUUUACAUCCGGCAAUCUAGCACAGUUUUCUAUCUGUAAGGAAGGGUUCUGA
Molecule: messenger RNA, 384 nt
Organism: Podarcis lilfordi (Lilford's wall lizard)
Lineage: Eukaryota; Metazoa; Chordata; Lepidosauria; Squamata; Lacertidae
Source: the annotation of a GenBank genome assembly